This is a messenger RNA of Hibiscus syriacus, 1047 nucleotides long. Its product is annotated as VQ motif-containing protein 4-like. The transcript has a single exon. The coding region runs from base 82 to 834 and encodes 250 amino acids. Lineage: Eukaryota; Viridiplantae; Streptophyta; Magnoliopsida; Malvales; Malvaceae. The record is from RefSeq and is a predicted model, not a curated record.
CUCUUUCCUUCUCAAUUUCCAUUUUUUCUUUCAUCUCUUUCCUUCCUAAGAUUAAACGCCCAACCCCCACAAAAUAUCUAAAUGGAAACCUCUCCGAGGCUGAGCUCCAAUCACAGUUUCCUUCCAUCUCCCAAAAGCCUCAGCCCCAACAGCAGCACUAGCAGCACAAGCAGCAGCAGCAACAACAACACCGGUCCACCACCGCCAACUCCGCCGUCUCAACACCCCAGACCCAUCACCAGACCUGAACCCGCUAACCCCUAUCCGACAACCUUCGUCCAAGCCGACACUUCAUCUUUCAAGCAAGUCGUCCAGAUGCUCACCGGAUCUUCCGAGGCGGCCAAGCUAGCUUCUUCCACCAAACCAACUCCUUCCCCUCUGUCCGAACCGAACCCGAAAACACAUAUCCCACCCAUCAAAUCCAUUCCAAAAAACAAGCAGAAUUCUGGGUUUAGGCUUUACGAACGAAGGAGCUCUCUCAAGAACCUCAAAAUCAACCCGUUGAACCCGGCUUUCAACUCCAACAAUUCCGGGUUUUCGCCUCGGAAACCCGAAAUAAUCUCUCCUAGCAUUCUUGACUUCCCUUCUUUGGCUCUUAGCCCGGUUACUCCUUUGAUAUCCGACCCGUUUGACCGAUCUGGAGCUGGAAAUUACCCGAAUUGUGCCAAUAAUAAUGCGAAACUAGAUAAGGAAGCUGAAGAGAAGGCAAUUAAAGAGAAGGGUUUUUAUUUGCAUCCAUCACCGGCAUCUACGCCGCGGGAAUCUGAGCUUAGGCUUCUCCCACUUUUUCCAGUUACUUCACCUCGAGUUUCAGGUUCUUCUACUUCUUCUUAAACAAAAAUAAAUCCACCUCUUUUAGUUUUCGCUUCUUUUUUUUUGAUAUUAUUGUAAGAGUUUUACAUAUUGUUGGGGCACUUAAGAUUAGGAAUUGGAAAGGAAGGGGAAAGAAACGAGACAGGAUUUGUAAUGUUGGUUGUCGGAUAUUUUCAAAGGAAUGAAGAUAAAAAUCUUUGCUUCAAUUGUAAAACUGCAUGCUUUGUUUGACUU